This is a messenger RNA of Heterobilharzia americana, 596 nucleotides long. NCBI's taxonomy places the organism in Eukaryota, Metazoa, Platyhelminthes, Trematoda, Strigeidida, Schistosomatidae. The record is from the annotation of a GenBank genome assembly.
CUUGACAGGUAUUUAAUUAAAACGCACAAAUUGAUGUUUCCAUAGAUAUGCAUAAAAUGAAGAAAACCACCUGAUGUGAGUAGGCAAAUUCAUCACGUGUGUCUACUUAUCUACACUUCAUUUGAAGAUUUCAUUAUUUUAAAGUUAUACUGGAAUUAUGAUCAGCCUGUUGAUAUUCGCUGUUCUCGUCUUAAAUACAAAUAUAGCUGAAGAGACGGAAGUUUCAGCAGAAAGUAACACAUCACAAACCAAAAACGAGACUUAUUAUACAGUCCCUCAGCCUUGGUCCGAAUGGUUAAGUGGAAUUUUGAAAGCUCUAAAUCUCGCAUGUGCUCUCAGAACUCUUUGGCGCUUGGCUACAUCAAGAUUUCCAUUCUUCUUUUGAAGUAUUCAGCAAGUGACAUGGAUAGAAAUUUAUGAACUAGAAUAUGUUUAUUAAUACAAAGACAGUUUCAGUUAUCUCUGACUUUUGUUUCUAUUCACUUGGUACUUUACUCCAAAGUAUGUUUGAAAACCUCCCAAAAAUGGAUAAAUAUAACUCCCUAUCCACGAAAUAAAUAACUGAGAUAUAUUUUUCCGAUGGCGCAUUGCAUUCA